CGAUUUGCAAACCUCUUCGAAUCCGUUCAGACGCUCUUUUGGGCCACCUUUGGCCUGAUCGACCUAGAUGUCUUUGAGCUAACGGGCAUCAAGAGCUACACUCGCUUCUGGGCGAUGCACAUGUUCGGCGUGUACUCGGUGAUCAACGUGGCCGUUCUACUGAAUCUGCUCAUCGCCAUGAUGAAUCACUCCUACCAGCAGAUUAGUAAACACGCCGACAAGGAGUGGAAGUUUGCGCGGUCUAAGCUGUAA
Messenger RNA from Rhagoletis zephyria (snowberry fruit fly), 252 nucleotides. Its product is annotated as transient receptor potential-gamma protein-like. Gene Ontology annotation, biological process: regulation of cytosolic calcium ion concentration; calcium ion transmembrane transport. Gene Ontology annotation, molecular function: store-operated calcium channel activity; inositol 1,4,5 trisphosphate binding. Lineage: Eukaryota; Metazoa; Arthropoda; Insecta; Diptera; Tephritidae. Gene Ontology annotation, cellular component: plasma membrane; cation channel complex. The record is from RefSeq and is a predicted model, not a curated record.